Messenger RNA from Verticillium dahliae VdLs.17, 765 nucleotides. RefSeq lists its product as uncharacterized. The transcript is spliced from 3 exons. Gene Ontology annotation, cellular component: extracellular region. NCBI's taxonomy places the organism in Eukaryota, Fungi, Ascomycota, Sordariomycetes, Glomerellales, Plectosphaerellaceae. The record is from RefSeq and is a predicted model, not a curated record. The coding region runs from base 1 to 765 and encodes 254 amino acids.
AUGAAGUUCACCACUGUCGCCGUCGCCUUCUUCGUCGGCCUUGCCGCUGCCCUCCCCACCACCGACUCCUACACUCCUGCGCCCUACGGUGGCAACGGUGGACACAACGGAGGCCACAACGGUGGUAACAACGGAGGCCACAACGGUGGUCACAACGGCGGCAACAACGGCGGUAACAACGGCGGCAAUGGUGGCAACAAUGGUGGCAAUGGUGGUAACGGCAACAACGGAGGCAACAACGGAGGCAACAACGGAGGCAACAACGGAGGCAACAACGGAGGCAACAACGGAGGCAAUGGCGGUAACAACGGCGGCAAUGGUGGAAACAACGGCGGAAACGGUGGCAAUGGAAACAACGGUGGAAACGGAAACAACGGCGGCAAUGGCGGCAACAACGGUGGUAACAACGGCGGUAACAACGGAGGCAACGGCGGAAACAACGGCGGCAAUGGUGGAAACAAUGGCGGCAACAACGGAGGCAACGGCGGAAACAACGGUGGCAACAACGGAGGCAACAACGGAGGCAACGGCGGUAACAACGACUACGCGCCUUGCCCUUCCGGCCUCAGCAUGACCCCCGUCUGCUGCGCUACUAACGUCCUCGGCCUUCUCGCUCUCAACUGCGAUGCUCCCAGCAAGACUCCCACCUCGGCCAAGGACUUCCAGAAGAUCUGCGCCGACGCCGGCACGGCCGCCAAGUGCUGCACCCUCAACCUCCUCAACCAGGGUGUCCUGUGCCAGGUUCCCGUUGGCGUCGCCGCCUAA